Messenger RNA from Xiphophorus hellerii (green swordtail), 1744 nucleotides. Its product is annotated as H-2 class II histocompatibility antigen, A-Q alpha chain-like. Bases 479 to 1360 code for a protein of 293 amino acids. Gene Ontology annotation, cellular component: MHC class II protein complex; membrane. The transcript is spliced from 4 exons. Lineage: Eukaryota; Metazoa; Chordata; Actinopteri; Cyprinodontiformes; Poeciliidae. The record is from RefSeq and is a predicted model, not a curated record. Gene Ontology annotation, biological process: antigen processing and presentation; immune response.
GAUACAAAAACUAUGACUAUUAAAAGUAACGAAGGAACGAAAAGCAACAAAUGAAUCAAAAUGUUUUAAAGCUUGUGACAAAAUAGAGCUGCACCGAUAGGUUUCAACACCUAAUAUCUAUCAAUAAAUAUACUUAACACCCUAAAUACUUUAUGUGCAAAUGUUGGGCUAAAAAUGUAUCUUAAUCUAGUUUAUACAAAUAGUACUAAUUCUCCAAAAAAUACUUUGUCAAAAUACUUUACAUUCCAUUCAUACUGACAGAAUAAUAGUCAGCUACAUACAAAGAAUUUCAAUAUCAACAAGAAAUCUAAUUUAUAUUUUAAUAAUCAGUUCAUUUUAGCUGUUAAACUUACCCAGAAAUACAAACAGUUUCAUUUGGAACAAUUACAUUACUCUUGACAUUUUGCAGUACAGUUCAACAGGAUUUUUGUCGACCCAGCUUUCUCCUCAGCCAAAGGAUUUUAGUUUGCCCUUAGGAAUGAGGAAGUUCAGACCUGCAGGAACCGGAGUCCGUCUGGUGAAAUCACGUUUUCACUGCAUGUUUAGAGCAAAGCCAGUGAGAGUCACGAUGGGACGCCAGCAGAGAUCAAACAAUCUGUGCUUCGUACUUCUCCUACUUUUCUUUGGAGCACGUUUCAUCUGUGCUGCAGUUUUUUCAGAAGACGAUUUUUACCAAGUCAAAGCAUGUUGUUCAUUCACUGGUCCAAACUUUGACAAGAUUGAAUACAUACUUACAUCCAGUUUUAACAAGCAAAAGAUGAUGGAGUACAACAGUACAAGAGGAAACUGGAUUGGAUUCACAGAUUUUUCAAUUGUGGCUUCACAUUACUGGAACUUAGACCCUUUGGACCGCCUUGAAAGAGCAAUGGAAAUUAAACUAAUGUGUUACGAGAACAUCAAAUAUAUUCAAACCAUCGGAAACCUGUCAACAACGCCCACCAUGAGGAUAAAAUCAGUGAAACAGCCCGAUGGUCGACAUCCAGCCAUGCUUGUGUGCAGUGCCUAUAACUUUUACCCAAAGCAAAUCCAAAUAACCUGGCUGCGAAAUGACCAAGAAGUGACCGAAGGGGUCAGUAACACCGAUGUCAUCCCAGAUGGAGAAUUGUACUACCAGUUUCAUUCUUACCUUGAGUACACACCAACUUCAGGAGAAAGAAUCAGCUGCAUGGUUGAACACGUCACCCUGUGGGAGCCAAGAAUCAUUGUUUGGAACAACUCCCUUCCUGAAGGAGAAAAAACUAAGAUUGUUGUUGGACUGUGUGGAUUGAUCUUUGGUUUGGUUAUCUUUCUUUCUGGAUUUAUUUACUACAAGAAAAAAUGUGCUGUAUAUAACUCUGUCUACUACAGUGAGGAGAUGUAAUCAUCUAAGAAAAUGUAAACUACAUGAAAAUCUCCUGCUUCCUUCCUCCGAUAACAAAUAUGACUACAGGAAGUUAAUUGCUCUCUCUGAAUUGUCAUUAGGUAUAAGUAUGUGUUCAUGGUUGCUUUACCAGUGUGCUUUGGUGUUAUUGACUGCUGACCUGUCCAUCACAGGUGCCUCUCAGUAGCAAUAGCCACCCCAUCACUGGGACUCUGCAUGGAAAUUUGGGGAUGGUUAACUUACAAUUAUCUAAAAAAGUAAGAAAAAAUUCUUCAUGUGUCCUUACCGUAAUUAUAAAGGAAGCUCUGUAAUAAGUACAAUUGUGAGCAUGCAAUAAAUAGUAGAAAUUUCUUCAUUUUGUAUUCAAUAAAAGGUGUUAUAUGA